Molecule: messenger RNA, 795 nt
Organism: Nematolebias whitei (Rio pearlfish)
Lineage: Eukaryota; Metazoa; Chordata; Actinopteri; Cyprinodontiformes; Rivulidae
Product: tumor necrosis factor receptor superfamily member 13B
Exons: 4
Coding region: 1-795 (264 amino acids)
Cellular component (GO): plasma membrane
Molecular function (GO): protein binding
Source: RefSeq, a predicted model, not a curated record
AUGGCUGGAAGGUGCAGGGAGGGUGAGCACUUUGAUGGACUGACCAAAUCUUGUAUACCUUGUCGCAUGAUGUGCCGGCAGCCACAUGUGAUCCCCAGAUGUGCCAGUUACUGCGAGUCUGCCCUUUGCCUGGCUACACCUGGCCACUACUUUGACCGGCUGGUGAAGAAAUGUGUGAGGUGUGCAAAGAUUUGUGGCAGACACCCUGCCGAAUGCUCCCAGCACUGUUCCACUCUGCCCUCCCCUGUGACCAGCACUCGGCUGCUGGCUGGAGUUACCAGGCGGGUAGUGAACACCAGGGGGCCUCCAGGACUAGCUGACUCCACCAUCCAGCUCUACUCCCUUUUGGCAACGUGCAUGGGGUUGUUGCUUUUCAGUUUGUCUCUAGCUUUGGUGCUGUUUCUGAGAGGAGGGAAGGCCAAAAGCUCAGAAACAAGACCCCACAAGGCCGGUGACCACAAGCAGGAGAGUAUGGUCCAGCCGGGACAGGACUUGGGACAUCCAGGUAGCCAAGCAGCAAGGAGCUCCAAUGAUUGUCCAUCUGGUUCGAACUACUCUUCCUGCCGAGAACCAUCAGAUGACUCCAACCCAGUGGAGACCUGUGCAUGUGUCCACUGCUUCCCUGAUCUGAGAGCGCUCAGCCAGGACAGCGCCCGACCACAGAGAACAGCGUUCUCCUUCUACCAGCAGGCCGUCCUCCACAGAGCCCAUGUCCAAAAGGGAGGUCCUGUCUGGACCAAGGAGAACCUGGCCCGUCCUCAGACUGAGGUCCAGGAGGACGCAGCACUGGGAUGA